AUGGAAGAAGUAAUGAUUGAAGACCGUGAAAACAGUCCCAGAAGCUCCAAAAGAAUGAGAAAUUCGACUCUAAACCAAGAGACUUUGAUGAAUCCUCACAAUAUUCGUAUCCAACCACCAAACAAUAUGGUUAACAAUGAAGUUACUGUUAUGGACCAACAUAAUACAGCUAUGAUGGUUACGGACAAUUCAGCUGCUAGGUUCCAUGCACCCAUCAAUGAUCGCAUUGGGGACCCUACUCAGGAAACAAAAGUCAAAACUGAUAAGACUUUAAGGUUGUCUAAAAGUCUAAACUUCCCUAACUCGGCUUUUGAACCAUCUAUAGGCUUAUCUGGUGGCCUCCUUAUUUUAUGGAAAGAUGGCUUUGGUCUAGAGAUUGUUCACUCAUCCAAAAACAUGAUUCAUUGUUUGGUCAAGAAUGAUCCUUCUAAACCCGAAUGGAUUUUGUCACUAGUUUAUGGGUCUUGUAAACCUCAACAAAAGAAAGUUCAGUGGAGUUUUAUUAGAGAGCUUGGCUUAGAAGUUGACCAACCAUGGGUGUUGGUUGGUGACCUUAAUGUCAUCUUAGAUCCUUCUGACAGAGUUGGUAUUAAUGGAGCUUCUAGUUCUACUUCUUCGUCAGUCAUUCAAUGUAUUCAAGAAGCAGGUUUAGUAGACUUAACCUACAAUGAUAUCUUUGGGAAUAUAGACACAAAUAUCAGACAACUUCAUUCAAAGCUUGAUUGUCUUCAUCAGCAAGCAUGUCAUAAAGACAACACAAGCAACAUUCUAGAAGUGGAAGCUGAGAUUCAUAAAUGGGAAGAUAUCAAAAAGGAAUUCUGGCAGCAAAAGAAUAAAGACAAUUUCUUCAAAGAAGCAGAUAACAACACAAAGUUUCAUCAUGCGAAUGCUAACAGAAGAAGAUCAAGCAACAUAAUAGAUGCACUGCAGAAUAAGAAUGGUUUAUAG
Molecule: messenger RNA, 948 nt
Organism: Papaver somniferum (opium poppy)
Lineage: Eukaryota; Viridiplantae; Streptophyta; Magnoliopsida; Ranunculales; Papaveraceae
Exons: 3
Coding region: 1-948 (315 amino acids)
Source: RefSeq, a predicted model, not a curated record